ACACAAGGCCGAGGAGACGCAACGUCGCCCCCCAGACCACCGAGACCACCACCACAGACGACGACCGUCAACAACAACGGCGGCGCGGAGGCCAGGCAUGCGUACGUGGAGGGCCCCUCCGCCGACGAAGGCCCUGCCCCGGACACGGCCACCGAGCCGAGCACGGAUGCGAGCACGGAGCCGGGGCCCAGAGCCGACGGAGGCCCCCCCCCUCCGAGGAGACGCAGGAGUCCUCCUCUACCUCCACCUCGUCGUCCUCGUCGUCCGCCGCAGGAGAGCCGAGCACCUUCCGGCCCCCCCCCCCGGCGGACCACAGCGGCAGCACCUCGGGGUGGUUCCUCCCCGCAGUCGGGGGACUCGGACAGCUCCGGCGCCAAGGCCAAGGCGCGCUGCCGGGACCACGACGACCCGGACGCCGCCCCCGUGGGCCCACCCCCGCAAGAGGAAGAUGCCCAGGGCGUUGCCCUCGCAGAGCGGGGCUCCGCCCCGCCCCCGGGGAGGGAGACCGGUCAGCAGCAGCAGCAGCUGCAGCACCAGUCGCUGGCGGCCAUUGUGGACUCGGUGAAGCUGGAGGAGAUCGAGCCCUACCAGACGGAGCGGGCCAACCCCUACUACGAGUACCUGCACAUCCGCCGCAAGAUCGAGGAGAAGCGCAAGGUGCUGUGCAGCGUCACGCCGCAGCCGCCGCAGUACUACGACGAGUACGUCACCUUCAACGGCUCCUACCUGCUGGACGGGAACCCGCUCAGCAAGCUGUGCAUCCCCAUGAUUACUCCCCCGCCGUCGUUACCUGAGCCGCUGAAGGAGAUGUUUAAACAACAGGAGGUGAUGCGGAUGAAGCUCCGCCUGCAGCACAGCAUCGAGAGGGAAAAACUCAUCGUUUCCAAUGAACAGGAAGUUUUAAGGGUCCAUUACCGGGCCGCAAGAACACUAGCCAACCAGACGCUCCCGUUCAGUGCCUGUACCGUCCUACUGGAUGCAGAAGUGUACAAUAUGCCUCAAGACGUCCAGACUGACGACGGCAAAACCUCGGUGAGAGAUCGAUUCAACGCCCGUCAGUUCAUGUCCUGGCUGCAAGACGUGGACGAUAAGUUUGACAAACUGAAGACGUGCCUGCUGAUGCGGCAGCAGCACGAGGCGGCGGCGCUGAACGCGGUGCAGCGGCUGGAGUGGCAGCUGAAGCUGCAGGAGCUGGACCUCGCCACCUACAAGUCCACCAGCAUCUUCGAGAUCCCCGAGUUCUACAUCCCCCUGGUGGAGGUCAACGACGACUUCGACCUCACGCCCAUAUGAGAGUGUGGAGCGGAGGGGGGAGGGGGGGCUCUCUCUCUCUCCCUCUCUAACGGCAGACGCAGUGUUGUUUUCCGUCUCCUGUUCCCCCACCUUCCCCCCCCCCAUCCACCCACCCGUCACAGGAAGCUCAACGCUGACGUGUCCAGAGGACGGGUCACGUGGGGAGAACGCGGACCCCGUGGGGGAGGCUGGGAUCACAUGGGUGAGGACGGAUGGGAUCCAUGGGGGAGGACAGAUCAGACUGGGGACGGAUGGGAUCCGGUGGGUGAGGACGGAUGUGAUGGGUCUAGCGGGGGUGGGGGGCAGAAGAGCAGCCUGGCCGAGCACUUAACGGCCACGGGUAUGAACGCCAGAGAGCACUUAAGAAACGGUUUGCAUCCAUUGAAAAAAAUAAAAAAGGAGGAGAUAAUAACAAGCAUGCUCUGAUAGAGUAGGGGGGGGGGGGGGUGAGGCGCUAUUUGUACAGGAUGCAGGACUGACUAACCUGAGAAGCCCCCCACCGACCAGGCCUUUGAUGGAAGUCCAUGCCUCUAAGUGUAGCCCACUACGGUCCAAAGGCUGGCCCAUGACGCUAGCUUCGCUACGCUAGGCCGAGCCGGCUGAGCUAUGCUGGAUUGUGCCAUGCUUUGCUAUGCUAGGUUGAGCUAUGCUAUGCUUGGCCGUGCUAUGCUAGGCUGGCCUGGGCUGGGCCGGGUCAUGCUAUAUUAUGAUAGGUGUCUGCUUUUCUCGACACAGAAGCGGGCAGUACACCGAUGUCCCCGCCUGCUACCGCUCUCCGCCAUGCUGGCUCUCGCGCGACUAAAAGAUUUCCAAUCUUCUUUUGGUUCGGCUUCGCCUCAUUUCACAAACUGUGUUCUUACAUUUGUGUACAGACUGUGUGCUCUUAUUGUUUUUUAACUUAUUUUAUACAUACAGAUUGUGCAUUUGUAAAUAGCCAUGUAAUUAUCGUUUUAAACGUGUUAAAAAAAAGAACACGCAAAAAACAAAAAAGGUAAUGGAUAUUUUGAUUGUAAAACUUUGUUCUGUCUCAUGUUUCAAUGGACCAAAGUUGGCUUUUUCUAUGGAGUGUCCUUGUUGCUGUUGUCUGAACCCAUUACGCAUGUGUUGUCGGGUUUUCUGUUUUCCCUCCGCCUCCGCUUCCUUUAUCCCUGGCGCUCUGGACCACCAAGACCCUUGGAUUCUUUUAUUUUGUUGACCUCUGCUUAUUACAGUGCUGUGCAUGCGUUACGUUGUUAAAUCUCUUCCUGAAGAGCUGUACUGUAGACUAAAUAGUGAGGUUAUACUGAAGUGUUGCAGCUUUCCUUUUGUGCUGUUGUGUUUUAUGUCACUGCAGCCUCGGUUCCUUGUGUGUUGUCCCUUGUGUCUUGCGCACAUUAAAAAAAAAAGAACGAAAAGAAAGUUUGUUGUGGCUUAAGCGGAAUAGAAACAUACUUUUACAGUUUCAAUGUGAGAUCACAACAAAUCCUAUUUUUUCAACAUAAUGCCUUUUUGAACGAUAGUUCUAAAAAUGUCUAUUUUAAUAUUUACUUGUUACAAGACAUGUACAUAUUUGUAAUAUAUAAUUGAAUAAAUUUUAUUGGUUGUGAAAUCAAA
Messenger RNA from Gadus morhua (Atlantic cod), 2886 nucleotides. Its product is annotated as ankyrin repeat domain-containing protein 12-like. Gene Ontology annotation, cellular component: nucleoplasm. The record is from RefSeq and is a predicted model, not a curated record. Lineage: Eukaryota; Metazoa; Chordata; Actinopteri; Gadiformes; Gadidae.